Messenger RNA from Paramuricea clavata, 3568 nucleotides. NCBI's taxonomy places the organism in Eukaryota, Metazoa, Cnidaria, Anthozoa, Malacalcyonacea, Plexauridae. The record is from the annotation of a GenBank genome assembly.
CAAGCCUUAGAUUAUAAUGUCUUUAAUCUUUAAAAUACAUGCAGUCGCGACUCGACUUAGGUUGAAAAAAAACCCUGAAUUUCAGUGAGCCAUAUUGCACGUAAAUUAAAGUAUAAAACUCAAGUCGCGACAUUUCAUUUAUCGUUCACUUUUGCCAUACAUAACCCUUUUAACUGGGAAGCUAAGAAUGGCCGAAUCUUCUUUACAAUCGCAAUGUGAAUCGCGGAGUUUCUCGCUUUUCUGGGGAUCCGGCAGCGUGCCUUGCUGGCGAGUCAUGAUUUGUUUGGAAGAGAAAGGUCUGCGGGAGUACAACAGCAAGCAGUUGUCAUUUUUGAAUCAAGAUCACAAAUCUGAUGAAGUCGUCGACAUUAACCCACGAGGACAGGUAAGGUUGCCAUUUUAAAACUUGACUUUACAAUUUUUCAGUCUAGUAUAGUCUGAUUUCCCCUGAAGUAAUAUUGGGUCUAAAAGGAAUAACCCAUACUACUAGAUCUUUAGAGAAAUAAAAAGAGUCAUAUAGUUUAAUUAAAAUUACUAAAAAAUAUUUCUUUCUCUCUUCCUAUACAGUUACCAGCUUUCAAGCAUGAUGACACCAUUCUGAAUGAAUCCUUAGGAAUAUGUCACUAUUUGGAGGUUUGCAGCCUAUGGCUUUUACUUUUACUUGUUUCAUGUUAUUUUCUUCUGAUGAGUGAUGUCUUAAACCUUGGCAAACUAGGCAACAAUAUAUUCUGUAUUUAAAAGUCUAAAGCAAGUCUAAAAAUUUAGUUGCAUCAUUGUCUGUUUCUCCUAUCCCCACCAAAACAAAUUCUGAAAAUGUUUCGUUUACCAAGCAUUAUUUUUGUUACGGAAUCAAUGUUCCCUGUUUUUUACCUAACCGCGGCUAUUUUUAAGUCCACGUAUAUACGGGUUAUAACAUCACCUACAUGGACAUUAUAGUCAUUACCCUAAAUUAUAUUCUUCAAUUUUAGGAUACGUUCCCAGACAAAGGCACAAAGUUGUUGCCAGAUGAUCAAAAAGAAAAGGCCCUAGCUUUGCAGAGAGUUUAUGAGGUCUGUAUUUUGUGAUACUCUAGAGAAGGUCUUAAGCAGUGGCGUAACGGAACCUCCUAAAAAAUAAAAUUUUUUCGGACUAUGACAUGUAGAAAAGAAUCCGCAAAAAUUUUUCGCAUCUAUGUCUACUAAAAAAAGGGGUCCAAAUUUCACAAUUUUACCAAUUUCUGUUUUUGGGGGUGGCCCGUUGCAAAUUUUCUGGUCCUUUAUACCUGAGGCUCGGACCAAUUUUCCCAAUAUACUAGCAAACAUUUUAUGGUCAUUUUUGUCGGGGGCCUCCCAGGUUUGGGGACCCCGUCACUGAGCACCCAAACACCCCUCGGUUACGCCACUGGUCUCAAAGUAAAAUAGGAACUAUGAUUUGUGUAUUUUUGGACUGGAAGACUGCAUUCUGCCCUUUUCCGGCUCGAGGUAAUUUCUCUGGCAUUCCUAAUUCUAAACUGACUAAAUAUUAGGAUUUUUUACUUUACAGGCUCUAACUUUUCAGAGAAAAUGGCAACAAGUUUUGUAUUAUGUGGUUCACACUCCUGCCGAUGAAACAAAACAAGUAUUAUUUAAAUUAUUUAAUGAACUAUGAAAUUUCGAUUUUCGACCCAUCAUUACCAGAACUUAUAUUAAUUUAAAGCAUUUGCUUCUUCAUUAUUUCUAAAGGACGUAAUGACAAAAAACAAAAAGGAAUUGAUCGAAGAGCUUCAACUUUGGGAAACGUAUCUUCAGAGUGUACGUAUAUAAUUGUUUGAUUUAUGUUUAUUUUAAUUCCUUGGUUUCCAUUUCCUGAUCUUCCUACCAUAAUAAACGACUAGGUAGGGGCGGGAGAAAUAUUUCACUUUCUGGGACUGCAAAAGAACAUUGAAAGUUUUCUGCAAAUGAUGGAGUAAGUCGACACUUGGACACUAGCUGCACUGUGUGACGCUAACAGUUGUCAUGGAUGUCAUGCUAUAUAUUUUAACAAAAAUAUUUUCAGUGCACUGAGAGUCUUGAUAAUACUUCAAGGAAUACAUAAACUUCAUUUAGACAACAUGCAUCCUAAGUCUGAUCCUAUAAAGUAAAUACAGUUGCAAAAAAGGGCACUAUUGGGGGAGCAACUUUGGGGGAGCACUAUCAGGGCACAGAAAAUUACACCAGUCUGCAGGCACAGAAAAUUUUAAAAAUCAGGUGUCAUAGAAUCUAGAUGCACUUGCCAUACAACAUUUGUUACAUCAUUCUAUAGUCUAUUAAAUGAGGGAACGGACUAUAAGUGAUAUUUGUUGUGUUGGUGUAAUGUACUCAGGUGAAUAAGAUGUUGUGUAAUGUUACUCUGAGUGUAUAUCCACACCGGGCAGGCUUGAAAAAUAUACCUGGCCACUGUGGGAUUGGAACCUACGACCUUUGGAAUACUAGCCCAAUGCUCUGUCAACUGGGCUACGAAGGUUCGAAUCCCACAGUGGCCACGGGUUCGAAUCCUACAGUAGCCAGGCAUAUUUUUCAAGCCUGUCCGGUGUGGAUAUACACUCAGAGUAACAUUACACAAGGGACUAUAAGUGUUAAUUAAACAAUCAGUCAGUUCCCUCAAACAUUUCUUACAAUCCUUCAAAACUUAGAAUCUACCAAUGCAAGAUUCCUACUGUGAUCACAGAAACGUUUGAUAGUGUAAAGCAGGUUUAAUAGUUGACUGUCAAGCGCGAACGAAAGUUGCAACUCUCGUUAACUCUCCGGCAUCCUAGCUCAUUUACCCAAAUUAAAGUUUCAUCGUCCAAUCUUUCUCACAUCUAGCACAAAGGUGACUUCUAUCUCACUGGCAGUAAAUUCACAAUGGCCGAUGCUGUUUUCUUCCCACAAUUAGCUAUCAUAAUACGCAUGCAUCCAAAUCUCAGCAAGACUUUCCCACUCAUGGGGGAUUACUACAACAGAUUAUCUCAACGGAAAUCAAUACAAGACACGUGGCCACCCCAUUGGAAAGAAGUCGGCGGGCAGGAUCUUUUUGAUGAAAAAUUUGAUCCCCACGAUUUUGAUGUCACACGUUUCUUUGGUUAGACAUCUAUAACUAAAUCUCUAAACUUAUAACUAACUAAAUUUAUCAGUAUGAGAAAUUGUUUGAAACAAAUAAAGGAUAUCAAAGAGGAAAAUUAAAAAUUGGUGGUUUUGAUCGAAAUCUUGUCUGUCUUUCAAAACAGUCUUAAUUGUAUAACCAAACCAGCCAGCGCUGUAACCAAGCCAGUAAUACGCCAUACUGUGGUAACAGCGACAAACAAGACAGACAAGACGUUAAUCAAAAUCACAAAAACUGAAUAAGUUUUAUCAAGGUCGCCUAAUUUCGCCCAUGUGCACCCAAUUUUUUAACUUUGCCUAACAGUCUAUUCGCCUAAUGUCGCCUAAUUUUAUAACCAUUGGAUGGUUAUGCCGUUGACUGUCUUCGGCAUAACCAUUCAACUUGGAUGGUUAUGCCGUUGUCUGUCUUCGGCAUAACCAUUCAACUUGGAUGGUUAUGCCGUUGAAUGUCUUCGGCAAAAACAUUCAACUUGGAUGGUUAUGCCGUUGAC